AUGUUCUCGAGGAUAUCACGCGCCCUUGCGGUGACGGCCGUCAUCCUGUCGGCAGUUCAAGCACAUACCGUUAUCACAUACCCGGGCUGGAGAGGAGACAAUCUAAUCACGAACGAGACAUGGCCAUAUGGGAUGCAAUGGAUGUAUCCUUGCGGCGGACACUUCACAACCACGAACCGCACCAAAUGGCCCAUAACCGGUGGCGCUAUCGCUAUUCAACCAGGAUGGUUUCAAGGACAUGCUACGGCGUUUUUCUACAUGAAUCUAGGCUUCGGCACAGACGGUCCUGAUCACGGUCCACCCAAUAUGUCCUUCCCCAUGGUGCCAGUCUUCCAAAUCGUUGGUCCUAGCAAGAAUCCCUACCCAGGAACCUUCUGCCUACCUCAGGUACCUCUUCCCGUGAACGCAUCUGUAAAAGUUGGCGACAAUGCCACCAUUCAGGUGGUAGAGACUGCUUUGCAUGGGGCGGCGUUGUAUUCGUGCGUAGACAUUACCUUCGCCGACCCGCUGGAUCCAGAAAUCAAUGAGGUCAACGCUUCAAACUGCUUCAAUAGUUCCGAUCUCGCAUUCAACAAUGUCUAUUCUAUCUCCGCUUCUGCCUCUUCAGCUCAAAGGACGAUGGAGGUUGCCUCAUUCCUACCUCUACUUGCCUUGGCGUUGUGGGCUCUUUUAUAA
Messenger RNA from Glarea lozoyensis ATCC 20868, 675 nucleotides. RefSeq lists its product as uncharacterized. The transcript is spliced from 3 exons. The coding region runs from base 1 to 675 and encodes 224 amino acids. Lineage: Eukaryota; Fungi; Ascomycota; Leotiomycetes; Helotiales; Helotiaceae. The record is from RefSeq and is a predicted model, not a curated record.